GCGGUGGCAACGGCCCCCGGACCCGAUUUCGGCGCCACCGAGGAGGCGAUGUUGGGCGCCGGAUUUUCCCGUCCGUACGCCGCCCGGGUGGCGCGCUGUGUCGCCGGUUUCGCCGCCGACGAGACUGCGCUGACGCGCGCAGAAACGGAGCACGACAUCCGGCUAUGGGAGGACGUCGGGUUUGACAGCGGCAGGCCGAUUACUGCAGGGCACGUGCGACACCUCCUUUUUCCGGCGGCGCCCCGCGCCGACCGGGGAUCCGCCUUCGGCCACGGACCCGCCGUGCUGAGCACCCUGCUGUUUGCCGUGAACGAAGCGGAGCACGCGUUGCUGCAAGCGGGUUUCUCCCCGGCGUUCGCCAAGAAGGCCGCGGAGAAUGCGAGCGACCCGUCCCUGGAGUAUACCGCGACCGUGCAGUGCCCCGUGGCCGCUGCCGACGAAAUCGCCCUGCGGACCAUGGCCACUCUGACUGCCGAGCGCGUCGGCGGCGGCGAGGAUGGCACAUUAUCCGUUGCGCAGUUGCGCGGCGCCGUCCGGCGGGCGGUGGUCCGGCAGCAGAGCCGCGAGGAUCCGGAGCUGGCGGCCGUCUGGGCCGACCGGGGCCUGAGCCCGCGCGAGGUUGAGCAGGCCUUUCUCUCGGCCGGCGUCACGCCUGCCUACGCCAGGAGGCUCGGACGGCAGGUCGGAACGAAAGCGGUGCCCGGCGAUUCCCGCCUUGUGGAGCCCGGCGACGCGCGGGACAAGCAGAUCUUGAGCACCAUCGGCCUGGAUUUCGCAUUGCCCGAGUCCGUGGCCCGGGUUCGGGGGUUUUUCUUAGCCGUGGAAGCCGCAGCGCCGUCGAAAGACGGGCAGACCCGCGUGGACGUCUCCGUCUUGUCGCAGCCCUCGUUCGGCAACGCGGAACAGGCGGCGACGCUCGGCGGUUUCACCAAGGCCAUGCCUGCGCGCACACGGCACCACGCCCCUGCGCGGCCCAAGAUGCUCUGUCUCCAGGACGUGUUGGACCACGACAUCGCCGAGGCGCAGGAACCCGCCUGCGCCUGUUGCAGUUGUUGCGGGGCGGCGGGCGCCGGCGGCGGGAAGACGGCCGACCCGGAGGACGACAGCACGUCGUUCACGCACGACGGCAGUGCAGCUCCCGCGGGCACCAGAGACCAGAACGACGCUAGCAAACCCGCAAUUAUGGCGACGGGUGGCGGGGCUGGUUAUUCGGUAGCAGGUGCGAAGCGUGGCGCGGGGGCGAAGAAGAAGGCUGCGUCGAGCCACAAGAGACUGAGCAAAGGCGGCCGGCGCGACGGCGCCUCGAAAGGCGGGUCAACGACGUCCUCGGCCGCGUCAUCCAGCUCCUCCUCGCGCUCUUCGGAGAAGGACGCGAGUCACCUCAGUCACCGAAGGACCGCAAAGAAAUCGCAGGCGCGCGGCACAACUAGCAGUAAGCAAUCGACCGCUAGUGCAGCGCACGCACGGUCGCCGGAACAGGAGGCGCAACUGAACGCUUUGGCGGCCGCGGCAGCCAAGGCCCUGGAAGAGGUCGGCUUUCCCGCCGCCCGGGCGAAGCUCUUGGCGCAGCGAGUCGCGCAAACCGACACGGCGGACCUGAGCGAUCUGGCCCUGGACCCCGAGGAUCAGGCGAUCGCGGAAGCGGGGCUCGGUGGGAAAAAGAUCCGCGACCUGCACGACCUUGUGGACGCACUCGUGGAGCAAAAGAAGGACUUUUUCGACGAGGUGGCACCACCGGAGAUGGCGGAAGAUGAGGCGGAGGACCAGCAGGCCAUGUUGUUGCACAACACCGGCGGACCACAGCCUCUGUCCAUUCUUCAGACCCGCUAUCAUCACCAUGUGGUCCGCAAGAAAAAGCCUGCACAUCUUCUAACAAAAAAGUAAAAGUAGCUCUACUCAUGAUCUUCGCUGGUCUGUCAGUCUGAUCGAAUUAUGUCAGCUUCCCUCAUUUCUGAUAAUCUAGGUAAGUACUUAACUAUUUCUACUCUUUUUUCGCUAUUUGUGACAAGUUGUAAACGUUGGAGCGAUUGCAGUGCAUAUAACAAGCAAAUGGCGUGGCAUAAGCAAGCAGUUAUGUUCUUUUUCGACUCACUCUCAAUCUCAC
This is a messenger RNA of Amoebophrya sp. A120, 2104 nucleotides long. NCBI's taxonomy places the organism in Eukaryota, Dinophyceae, Syndiniales, Amoebophryaceae. The record is from the annotation of a GenBank genome assembly.